Molecule: messenger RNA, 2106 nt
Organism: Anopheles nili
Lineage: Eukaryota; Metazoa; Arthropoda; Insecta; Diptera; Culicidae
Product: dihydrolipoyl dehydrogenase, mitochondrial
Exons: 4
Coding region: 170-1690 (506 amino acids)
Cellular component (GO): mitochondrion; oxoglutarate dehydrogenase complex
Molecular function (GO): dihydrolipoyl dehydrogenase (NADH) activity; flavin adenine dinucleotide binding
Source: RefSeq, a predicted model, not a curated record
UUUUGCCGUUCUGUUGCGAGCGCAGUAUUUUUUGCGGCACGAAAAUCCCGACGUCAAGAGGGAACCGGAGUUUCGAGCGACCAACCGACCAAACGCAUUCCUCCAACCUGUGCGUGCCCGUGUGGGAACGGAAGGAUUAACCCGCUAGCUGCCAACAGCGCAUUGCACCAUGCAGUCCAACAUUCGAUAUUUGGUGAACGUUGCCGUCAAGGGUAACGCAAGCCUCCGUAACCAUGGCGCGGUCCUGGGAGCAUUAUACGGCCGGGCCUACUCGACGACACACGAUGCCGAUCUGGUGGUCAUUGGAUCCGGUCCCGGUGGAUAUGUCGCCUCCAUCAAAGCAGCCCAACUUGGCAUGAAAACCGUGUGCAUUGAGAAGAAUGACACACUCGGCGGAACCUGCCUGAACGUGGGUUGCAUUCCCUCGAAAGCCCUGCUGAACAACUCGCACUACUACCACAUGGCUCACUCUGGCGACCUGGCCGCUCGAGGUAUCCUGGUCGAUAACGUGCGGCUUGACCUUAGCGUACUGAUGGACCAGAAGUCGAAGGCGGUCAAAUCGCUCACCGGAGGCAUCGCGCAGCUGUUCAAGAAGAACAAGGUAACACACAUCAAUGGCUUUGGCACGAUAACCGGCCCGAACACUGUCGUGGCGAAGAAGGCGGACGGUAGCGAGGAGACGGUCAACACGAAGAACGUUCUCAUUGCCACUGGUUCGGAGGUUACGCCGUUCGCCGGCAUCGAGGUCGAUGAAGAGACCAUCGUGUCGUCGACGGGCGCGUUGAAGUUGAAGGAAGUACCGCGCCGGCUCGGUUUGAUCGGUGCCGGUGUGAUCGGGCUCGAGCUUGGAUCGGUCUGGGGACGACUUGGCGCGGAAGUAACCGCCAUCGAGUUCCUCAGCACAAUUGGAGGAGCCGGCAUCGAUCUGGACGUCUCGAAGAACUUCCAGAAGAUCCUCACCAAGCAGGGCAUGAAGUUCAUGCUCGGCACGAAGGUGGUCAGCGCGUCGAAGAGCGGAAGCGGCGUCACCGUUACCGUGGAAAACGUCAAGGACGGUUCCCAGCAAAAUCUGGAGUUUGACGUCCUGCUUGUCUGUGUCGGUCGCCGACCAUACACCGACGGUCUGGGAUUGGAGAACGUGGGCAUCGUCAAGGAUGACCGAGGUCGCGUGCCGGUCAACAGUCAGUUCCAGACGAUCGUACCUAGCGUGUACGCCAUCGGCGAUUGCAUCCACGGACCAAUGUUGGCGCAUAAGGCCGAGGAUGAGGGUAUCGUGUGCGUUGAAGGCAUGCUAGGUGGUCACGUACAUAUCGAUUACAACUGUGUGCCGAGCGUAGUCUACACGCACCCCGAGGUGGCUUGGGUAGGCAAGAACGAAGAAGAGCUGAAGGCGGAAGGUGUCGCAUACAACGUCGGCAAGUUCCCAUUCGCGGCGAAUUCGCGCGCCAAGACCAACAAUGACACGGACGGAUUCGUGAAGGUCCUGGCAGACAAACAGACCGAUCGUGUGCUAGGCGUGCAUAUCAUUGGACCGGCUGCCGGUGAACUGAUCAACGAAUCUGUACUCGCCAUGGAGUAUGGUGCAUCCGCAGAGGAUGUUGCCCGCGUUUGCCACGCUCACCCUACCUGCGCAGAAGCUCUUCGGGAGGCGCAUACGGCUGCCAGUUUCGGCAAACCGAUUAAUUUUUAAUUUGUACAAUACCAUCACUACCACCAUCCACAACUCACUCCUCCCCUCUGACGAAGUAAAAAAUUGAAACGGUGUACAAAACACACAUACUAAAACUAAAGCCCCAAGGAUGUGUUUAAUAGCAAUCGAAACGUGUUUGCCGGCUCAAAGACGACAAACGAACAGGUGCGAAAGGGGGUACAGCUAAUGCGGUAGAAUAGUCCCGCAUACGUUGGGAAAUCCUUACAGUCCCUUCCACGUGCGAGAAGUGGUGUGCAAAUAUUCAUAGAUUCCUUUUGUGGCCGGUCGCCAGCCAAGGAUCGGAACAUGAUAUAAGCGAAGUAUAGCGAAUCUGAAACAUUGGAUUAGUUUUCUAUCGAAAUGUGCUUAAAAGCGAAUAAAAUGAGUCCCAAAAGCAACAUUAUUUAUUAGUCGUA